This is a messenger RNA of Uranotaenia lowii, 2323 nucleotides long. RefSeq names its product nucleosomal histone kinase 1 (gene ball). Lineage: Eukaryota; Metazoa; Arthropoda; Insecta; Diptera; Culicidae. The transcript is spliced from 3 exons. The record is from RefSeq and is a predicted model, not a curated record. Gene Ontology annotation, molecular function: protein serine/threonine kinase activity; ATP binding. Gene Ontology annotation, cellular component: cytoplasm; nucleus. Gene Ontology annotation, biological process: signal transduction; peptidyl-serine phosphorylation. Bases 144 to 2051 code for a protein of 635 amino acids.
UCAAACUCAAACAAAACAACCGACUUUUUCGAAAAAUCCGAUACACCGCUGCUGCGCUACCGACCGAAUAUCAUCCAUUUAUUAUUGACUGAAAAUCUUCAUGUUUUUUCCUGUUCUAGAGAUUUAAUCAACGUCUGAGAGAUAUGCCACCGAAGAAGCUCGUUGCCGGUGCCGGUGGGCGAAAAAAAGCCGCCAACGGAUACCAGAUGCCGGAACCGGUACCCCGGGGAACGGUUCUCACCGAUAUGGCCAAACGGCAGUGGCGCAUUGGCCCUUCGAUUGGCAGCGGCGGAUUUGGAGAGAUUUACAGUGCCUGCGAGGACAGCUCCUCGUCGUCGAAAAAGUCCGACGACUAUCCGUAUGUGGUUAAAAUUGAACCCCACGGCAAUGGACCGUUGUUUGUGGAGAUGCACUUCUACAUGCGUAACGCCAAACAGGACGAUAUAGAAAAGUUCAAGAAAUCUCGGGGUCUCAAACAUCUCGGGAUGCCACAUUUUGUUGGCAAUGGCUCUCACGAGCUGAACAAUCUCAAACAUCGGUUCCUGGUGAUGCCCCGAUAUAGCGUAGAUCUGUGGGGAAUCUUUCUUAAAAACGAAAAACGUUUCCCGCUGCACACGGUCUACCGGAUCGGGUUGCAAAUGUUGGAUGUAUUGGAGUACAUUCAUGAGUGCACAUACGUGCAUGCGGAUCUAAAAGGGGCAAACAUUCUUUUGGGUUUUGGAAAGGGCUCUAGCAAGCAGCAACUGUUUUUGGUAGAUUUCGGUCUCGCCAGCCAUUACACUACCAAGGAUUUCAAACCGGAUCCAAAAAAGAUGCACAAUGGAACGAUUGAGUACACUUCGAGGGAUGCCCACCAUGGAGUUCCAACCAUGCGUGGUGAUAUGGAAAUUUUGGCUUACAAUGUAGUUCAAUGGACUGGAACAUUGCUGCCAUGGGAGGCCGAAAAGUUGCUGGCCAGCCCUGUCAAAGUUCAAGAAUCUAAGGAACGGCACAUGAAAGAUGUCUCUGGGUUUAUGAAAUAUUGUUUCAAAAAAGAUAUUCCCAAACCCAUUCACGAGUUUGUGAAAUACGUAGCAGCAUUGAAGUACGACGAGAAACCGGAUUACAAUAAAUGCCGCAAAAUGUUUGAAAGCGGUCUGAAAGAUUUGGGGAAGACCAAUUCUGGCGAUUUGGAGUUUGAAUUAAAAUCUUCAGCUGUCUCUUCUGCCGGAAGCUCUAAAAAGAAGGUGGUCGAAGCGGAUUCAACGGAGUCCUCUGGUCCAAUUGCUAAACCCAGAGGCAGACCAAGGAAAGUAAUUAGCACUUCACCCGAUUCAACUUCACCGGAUCCCAUUCCAACCAAAAGCAAACUGGAAACACCUUCCAAACGUAAACCAGAUAUAGCGUCCAAACGGAAACCAGAAACACCUGCCAAACCAAUCGAAAAGAGAAGGAAAUCCUCCCCGGAUCCGGAUACUCCGUUACCACAAAUAAGCAGCCGCGAUACUUCAACGCCUGCAUCCGAAGUCGUUUCAAAUAAACUCUCUGCCUUGGAACCUUCCGGCUCAAUCCGACUGAACACAAAAGCUAGCGACACGCCAACCAAAUCCAGUAACAAAGUCAAAAAGACAUACGCUUUCAACUUUGAGCUGGACGUCAGCAUCGAUGCUGAUGUAAUUGUAAACGUACGAAGAAAAAAGAAAGCUCCCGCUUCCCCAAAACCAACGCCCACGUCAUCCCCGGCCCCAUCUCAACGAACACGCAAAUCCCCAUCCCCGAUAUCCCCCUCACCCGUAGAAUCCAAACGUCCACGCCGACAAAACUCAGUUCGCAAUUACAGCAACGAGGAAAAUUCCAUAAUCUCCCUGAACACCACCGAAGGAUCGAUCGCUCCGGAUGACGAUACGGUUCCAAACAGCGAUCCCAACACACCGGAACCCAGAUACCAGGCUUCCCGAUCUAUAAUCCAAAAAACACCGCAGCGCACCGUAGGUGCCCCCUUGGUGCGGUCAAAUGCUCGGGCGGCGAUCACCCGUCCCGGUGUGUACAAAGGAAAAUCCGCAAAAUCGUAGAACGCCAGCUCACGCAUUCCACCGACCACGGGGUACUCACGGACCGACAGCGGAACUGUGUAUAUGUUUGUAAGCCUCGUGUCUAUUAACGCCAUUAUUGUUCACUUAACAAAAAUACACAAUUGUUUCAUUGCAUCUUUUACCUAUAUACUACGGUCAUUUGAAUUGUUUCUAAUACGUUAAAAUAAGUGUUAGUUGCUAAUUUUCUAUACGCUCUCAAUAAAUCCAUUGCGGCAACUGUGCCAAGUAUUAGAGACUCGUUAUCUAUGAGU